This is a messenger RNA of Closterium sp. NIES-65, 333 nucleotides long. The record is from the annotation of a GenBank genome assembly. Lineage: Eukaryota; Viridiplantae; Streptophyta; Zygnematophyceae; Desmidiales; Closteriaceae.
UUCCAGGGGACCCCUGUGGUCAAAGCAGCUACCAGGGAGAUCGGCCGCAGCCCGUUAUGAAUCCGUGUGGCCGAUUCAAAUGUGGCGUGACAGCAGAGAGCACGAAUAACUGCACCUGCAACAUUCCUACCGCUACUGUGCAGCCUUUUGUACAGGUGGUGAAUGGAGAUGGCUUCACCACAUGUGCUUAUGUGGACGUGUGUGGGUCAUACUUCAAGAACCCCUGCUACGUGGGAGCAUGCAUCAACGAUGGCAAGGGCUCCUACUCCUGCAUCUGCCCUCCCAAUCACGUAGAAAGCAUAACCAUUUACGGCUUCCCAACCUGCGAUCCAG